Molecule: messenger RNA, 3890 nt
Organism: Mugil cephalus (flathead mullet)
Lineage: Eukaryota; Metazoa; Chordata; Actinopteri; Mugiliformes; Mugilidae
Gene: bmper
Product: BMP binding endothelial regulator
Exons: 16
Coding region: 766-2841 (691 amino acids)
Molecular function (GO): protein binding
Source: RefSeq, a predicted model, not a curated record
AGAGGAGGCAGGACUUUCUGGCUCCGUGGUGCGCUCCGACACCAGAGGUCCGCUUUAAUACCAGUGGAGGAGAAGGCGAAGUAACUCGACUUUUUACACUGGCCAGAGAGAGAGAGAAAGAGGCAGCAGUCCACUCCUCCUUCCAGGACAGUCGGCAUCGAGCAUCCAUGUGCCAAAGGACUUUUGUAUCCGGAGCGCAGACUGAGGCCAGUCUGCCGCUUGAAAAGUCUUGAACUGAUUGGCUGACUUGUCUGCGCGGAGUCUAGUUUAAAUUUUACAGCUUUUAUCAAUAUUAACGGGCACCUUUGUAAGACAUCCAUUCACCUCAGACACUGGUUUUGGACUCCAUGACAGCCUGAGAAGACAGAAAAUCCAAAUCCCCGAUUGCUGUUUUCGGGAUCCUCAUAUCUGCAGGACUUGGGACUGAUUUACUUUUCUUUUCUAAUUACUCCAGACUCUUGAUUUCUGCGCAGGACAUGUGCAGCCCGGCUGUCUCCAACCUGCCGGCGCGUCUUUGUCAUUUUAAUGCCGCUGUAAUCACUGCGCGUCUGGCUGAUUGCCGCUUUGCAUUUCAGCGCAAACUCGCAAACUGAUGAGCUUUCUUCUCCUGGCUGCAGUACAGACGAGAGAUUUGCGUGAUAAACGCUGACUGUGGAUCUUCUUUACACGAUCUUGUUCCCUUUGGAUUGGGGUCUGUCUAUUUAUUUGUUCUUUUUCAUCAAAGUCUUUUAUAUAUAUAUUUUUUUUUUCCUUGGAGUGAAUCCGAUGAUGUUGCUCUGGUGCUUAAACCCACCAUCCUGGUCCACCUGUAGGGUUUUCUUCUGGUUUCUGUUGCUACUCCAAACGCCCCGGUCUUCCUCUCCGCUAAUUACAGGUACAGAGGCCAGCUGUGAAAAUGAAGGAGAGGUCCUCCACAUCCCCAACAUCACCGACAACCCCUGCAUCACCUGCGUCUGUCUGGAGGGGAAAGCCGACUGUAAACAGGAGAAGUGUCCGUUGGUCUCUGAAGACUGUGCUCUGGUGGUAAAACAGACUGGAGCUUGCUGUGAAAGAUGUAAAGGUUGCACGUUAGAUGGGCGAUCCUACAACAGCUCAGUGUCCUGGACCAACUCCACCAAACCCUGCAUGACUAGACGCUGCCAGGAAGGUGUCAUCACUGAGGCCGAGGUGCAGUGUGUAGUCCACUGCAAGAACCCCAAAAUCCACCCCAAGAAGUGCUGCCCCACCUGCCCCAGUUGUAUCUUUGAGGGUCGUCUUUAUAAAGAAAAGGAGGAGUUCAGUCCAGAAGGAAAACCCUGCAUCAAGUGUACCUGCACUGGAGGCCGAACUCUCUGCAUGAGGGAGGUGUGUCCUGUCCUUUCCUGCCCUGCCCACCUCAGCCACACCCCGCCUGGACAGUGCUGCCCCAGAUGUCUUGGCCAGAGGAAGGUGUUUGAUCUGUCCUUAGGAAGCUGUCUGUUCCACAGUGACGUCUAUGAGAAUGGCACUUCCUUCACACAUGACAACUGUACCACCUGCACUUGCAAGGAUUCCACAGUGGUGUGCAAGAGACGGUGCUCACGGCAGGGAAGCUGCCAGGGCAACCAGUGCUGUGAGGAGUGUCUGUCCUAUGUGAAAGUGGAGGAAGUGAAGUACUGCAGAGUCCGCAACAAGAUCUACAGGGAAGGAGACAUGUGGUCAUCAGUUAACUGCACUCUAUGUGCCUGCGUUAAAGGAAACAUCGAAUGUCGGCCCAAACAGUGUGUACCCAUCACCACCUGCCCAUCGAAUAAGAUCCUGAACAGAACCGGCUGCUGUCCAGUUUGCACUGAAAAACCAGGUGUAUGCACAGUCUUUGGCGACCCUCACUACAACACCUUCGAUGGCAGGACCUUUAACUUUCAGGGAACUUGUCAAUAUGUGCUGACUCGUGAUUGCGGUGGUGUCCCCUCUGGAGGGCCGGGCAAUACCAUCAAUGUCAACAGCCCAGACUCCAGCUUCACGGUGCUGGUGAAGAAUGAUGCUCGGCGAACUCGCUCUUUCUCCUGGACUCAGUCUGUUGAGGUGAGGCUGGGCGGUUUGAUCCUCAGCCUCCACCAGCACCUGACAGUUCGGAGGAACGGUACCCGCAUCGCCCUGCCCUACCACGGCCCUGGAGUGCACAUCGAUCUGGACGGAUACUUGCUCAAACUCACCACCAUCGCAGGUCUGGAAAUCACAUGGGAUGGUGACAGCUUUGUGGAGGUUGUAGCCGCUCCCCACCUGCGUGGACGCCUCUGCGGCCUUUGCGGCAACUACAACGGUCACAAGCGUGACGACACCAUGGGAGGUGAUGGCCAGUUCAAGUUCGACGUGGACGAGUUUGCAGAGUCGUGGCGAGUGGACGGAAAUGAGGUUUGCAACCAGCAGCAUCCGCCUCGCAGGCCGACGUCCUUUCUGUGCCCCGGCAGUGUCAAAGUCAAGUUCAGGGCCCACCGGGAAUGCCAGAAGAUAAAGUCAUGGGAGUUUCAGAGGUGCCACCGUGUUGUGGACUUUGGCCCUUUUUACAGGUCAUGUGUGACGGACAUGUGUGAGUGUCCAGUCCAUAAAAACUGCUACUGCGAGUCCUUCAUUGCCUACAGCCGAGCCUGUGAGAGGGAGGGCAUGCCUGUCCUUUGGAAACCGGACUCCGUUUGUAUGGCCACCCAGUGUAAACAUGAUGCUGUGUAUGACACCUGCGGCCCUGGCUGCACUAAAACCUGCGACAACUGGAAUGAGAUCGGGCCGUGCCAGAAGCCCUGUGUGGCCGGCUGCCACUGCCCCGCCAACCUGGUGUUGUUCCAGGGACGCUGCAUCAAACCCACAACCUGCCCCGGACGGUGACCCUUGUGACCCUGGUGGGAGGGGGGCUUGGUUAGGAAGGGUCAGCUGUAGCAUCCACAUUAGGGGGCCAAAACAGCCAAGAAGAGUUUGGGAGGACACUACAGGGGCUCAAGUGGACAGAUUAGAUGCAGCAAGGUACUCAGGGCCCAUACAUUUACGCGAGGAAGCGCGUUGCAGAGACGCAUGAGAUAAAGACUGUGGCGAUGAACUGAAAGGAAACUUGCUAGACUUGCUAAACUUGCUAGAUGGGAGGCUGACUGUGCUUGCCACUUUCAGCUUCUGACUUCCUUGUGCCUCUUGCAACACUGUGUGCUGUAACUAUAUUAGUCACCACCACACGAGGAGCUAAUUUCGUUGAAGAAGAAAGAAGAGGGGAAUCUCAGGAGCCUCAUUUGGAGAGUUUACAUCUCACAGAGCUGAGGAACAUUCGACAGGUUGCCAUCGACCCUCAGGAAACUAUCUGGGCCAAAGGACUCUGGUUAGAGCCAAAAUGGCAACCCGAAUUCCUCUUGCAAACUUAUGUGGGAAACUGGGCAUCUGCAUUUGGAAUAGCGAGAUUCAAAGUGGAGGAACUGUCCACGCAUGCAUCAUAUCAAAGUGCCCUUGGGAUCUCUAUUCCAAUAUUUCAUACUGUAAGCUAGCCAGAUUUAUAUGAAAGACAGACAGCUUUUAUAUUAUUAUUGUUCUAAUUAUUCUAAUUAUUAUUAUUAUUAUUAUUAUUUGUUGUUGAUGUUGUUAAUUUAUAUAUCGGGUCAACUGACAUGUUGUAGCAAGAGCCAGAAUCAUGAAUAUAAUUGCGUUAUAAAUGAUUUAAAGGGAAACAAAAGCUAUUUAUGUAUUUGUCGUGUACUUUUGUGUUAACUGUUUGAAGAGAAAUGCCCAAAUGUGACUCAGUGGUUGCACCAUCGCAGGGAAAAAGUACUGUAUUGUAUUAUGCUCCAUGUACAGGUUGUUGUGGUUCGUAUCAAACUGAAGGUGUUCCUGUAAGCAUAUGUUUCACUUGACGAUAAUUAUUUAAGACCAGCAAUAUAAUCUUUUCUCAAAGUUCA